This is a messenger RNA of Prorocentrum cordatum, 296 nucleotides long. Lineage: Eukaryota; Dinophyceae; Prorocentrales; Prorocentraceae. The record is from the annotation of a GenBank genome assembly.
GCGACGGCCUCGGAGUCCAGCGCGUCCACCACGGCUGCUCCCACCACCGCCGCGCCCACGGCGGCCGCGUCGGCCGGGACUGCCGCCAGGAGCCACGGCAAGAGCCUGCGGGGAUCCGCCAACUCAAAGGUGCGCCACGAGGCCGCCGCGACGACCACUUCACUGCCGUACGACUGUGCCGCCGGCUUCAACAAUUGGAAGGCGGGGUGGAGCGACGGGAAGAAGCGGUGGUGCUGCGACCACGAGCAGGCGGGCUGCGAUGGGGGCACGAUCUCCAUCGACCAGCUGAUGGAGCG